UGCAGGAUUUCGCUUAAAUAAGUGUUGUGAUGUAAAAUUCGUUUAUUUCUCAUCCUUGUGAAAUUAAUUUGUGUAACAUGCGUUGCAUAUCCAUUGUUGGAGUUAUGUGGCGUUAGCCAUAAUACGGAAUCCAAUAAGUUUAAGUUCCAGGCAUAAAAACCGUUUAAAAAUUGUGAAAAAAAAUUCCUGACACAGGCCGAAGUAUAUGUUAAUUUUUUGCGAAUUCACCCACGAAAUCUGCGCGUCGAUUUGAGAAAUUGAACAGCUGAUUAAUAUACGUGUGGCGCUGCUGCGUUGUUCCGUUGUACUAGCGGAUCGAGCAUGGUCUUGCAUUGAAGUCAGGUGAAUUUGAGUACCUUGAUAAGUAUUUAAAAUGAGUUCCGAGGCCUCAGUCGCCGGUUGCAGUGUGUGCGGUAGCAAUCAGAAUUUGUUGCGUUGCGGUCGUUGCAAGACGAUCUUGUACUGCUCGAAGGAUCAUCAGAAGCAGGACUGGAAGAGGCACAAAGUGGCUUGCACCAGUCCGGAUUCAAUCGACAAAAAGUAUUGCCACUACGUCGAGGAUCCAAUUAAGAAUAACGUGAUACCGGUUGAGGGUAGUUCAGAAAGUGAAAUUUUGAGUUGCAUCGCUCAGGACUUGUCGCCGAAUUUGGAGUACACGGAAACCGACAGGACUUCGACGGAGAAAUCCUUGAAGUCGGCAUCAGAAGCAAUGCCGAUCAGCGGCGAGAACAUUGUCAAACCGAAGAAGUCCUUCAUCAAGGACUUCCCGGAAAUUACUUUGCAAAAGGAGGAGCAUCUUGUUCAUAACAUUGAUGAAGAUGAAAUGUGCAGGAAUGUUAUUAGAGAUCUGACUAACUAUGGGCUAUGCGUUGUUGAUAACUUUUUGGGACAAACAUUAGGAAAGACUGUUCUAAGGGAGGUGCUAAAUCUGAAUAAGCAAGGUGUGUUUCGAGAUGGACAGUUGGUUUCUACUAAAGGGAAUAAGAGUGACUUGAAGACCAUUCGCAGUGAUCAAAUUUGUUGGGUGGAUGGCAGGGAGCCAUGCUGUAAGAACAUUGGGAAUCUGAUUAGCAAAGUAGAUACAUUAGUUAUGAGGGCCAAUAGAAUGGUCAACAAUGGCAAACUUGGAGAUUACAAAAUCAAGGGACGAACAAAAGCAAUGGUGGCGUGUUACCCGGGCCUAGGAUCUCAUUACGUGAUGCACGUGGACAACCCGAACAGGGAUGGUAGGUGCAUUACGGCAAUUUACUAUUUGAAUCUUAAUUGGGAUGUGCAACAGAGCGGCGGUUUGCUGCGGAUAUUCCCCGAGGGUUGGAGAGGAGACAAAGUGGCCGAUAUCGCUCCACUUUUCGACCGGCUGUUGUUCUUCUGGUCGGACCGACGAAAUCCCCACGAAGUUCAGCCGGCGUACGACACCCGAUAUGCAAUAACCCUAUGGUAUUUUGAUACUGUAGAACGGGAGGAGGCUCUCCGGCGAUUUGCGAAAGAACGGAGCAACUCGAAAUCUUCAUCGUUGUCAGAAUGACCCAUUUUGGGUUUGCGACAAUAGAAUCCAUGAGACUGUGCUUGGUGGUCCUAUGAUUGUGAUAACUUGAUAUAGUCCGAGGCCUUGGUGGUCUUAUUUAAUAUCCAUAUAUACAUAUAUGACACAGUUUAUGUAACAAGGUCCAGUACAUCUGCAAAAUAUCCGGAUUUAUGGAUAAUUUUACACUGUACUCUGUGGUUCAUUGUGAAAGGCCUUGAUUGUGUGAUAUUUAAUCGUUUUUUAUGAAUCUUAGCCACCAGUUUUCUAUCAGUUUGAUUUUAAUAAGUAUUUCUUUAAUCUAUAUUCUAGUUAUUAUCUAAUUAGGAGUUUUAACUGUAUAUAAUAGACUAACAGUAACAUGUUUGUUACCAAAUAUGUUGUAUAAUAUGUACCUACUUAAAUAAUGUAUCUUGUUGUAUCAUAGGGUUGCUAAUAAGUAAACUGCUCAAAACACAUUUACUUGACGAAGAUAGUUGUGUUGUGUGAAUCGAUGUAUAGCGAGAUAAAUAAAUAGGAUUUAUAUAUUUUAUUACUACAAUGAUAUUGUAUAUAUACAAAAUAAAUUCUAUAAAGAGAAAAGUGUAUAUAAAUAUUGUUCAAAUUCAAGAAUUGAAAAUGUUUGAUUUUUAAUUUACUAAUAAAUAUAUAAAAUAAAUACGUU
Aethina tumida (small hive beetle) is the source of this 2186-nucleotide messenger RNA. RefSeq names its product egl nine homolog 1 (gene Hph). The transcript has 4 exons. The coding region runs from base 374 to 1525 and encodes 383 amino acids. NCBI's taxonomy places the organism in Eukaryota, Metazoa, Arthropoda, Insecta, Coleoptera, Nitidulidae. Gene Ontology annotation, molecular function: ferrous iron binding; L-ascorbic acid binding; peptidyl-proline 4-dioxygenase activity. The record is from RefSeq and is a predicted model, not a curated record. Gene Ontology annotation, biological process: peptidyl-proline hydroxylation to 4-hydroxy-L-proline; cellular response to hypoxia. Gene Ontology annotation, cellular component: nucleus; cytoplasm.